Messenger RNA from Colius striatus (speckled mousebird), 645 nucleotides. RefSeq names its product hypoxanthine-guanine phosphoribosyltransferase. The record is from RefSeq and is a predicted model, not a curated record. Gene Ontology annotation, molecular function: magnesium ion binding; hypoxanthine phosphoribosyltransferase activity. Gene Ontology annotation, biological process: hypoxanthine metabolic process; guanine salvage; IMP salvage. Bases 1 to 645 code for a protein of 214 amino acids. The transcript has 9 exons. Lineage: Eukaryota; Metazoa; Chordata; Aves; Coliiformes; Coliidae.
AUGGCUCAUGGACUGCAGAUAAGAGAUGAAGAAAGUGGCUAUAACAAAAAUCUAUUUUGCAUUCCUAAGCAUUAUGAAGAAGAUUUGGAAAGAGUUUUCAUUCCUCAUGGACUUAUCCUGGACAGGACAGAACGUUUGGCUAGAGAUAUAAUGCAAGAUAUGGGAAGCCAACACAUUGUUGCACUCUGUGUCCUUAAAGGAGGCUAUAAAUUCUUUGCCGAUUUGCUGGACCAUAUAAAAGCACUAAAUCAAAAUGGUGAUAAAUCUGUGCCUAUUACUGUGGAUUUUGUUAGAAUAAAAAGCUACUGUAAUGACUCACCUACAGAAAAAAUCUGUAUUGUUGUUGAGGAACUGUCUACAUUAAAUGGGAAGAAUGUGUUAGUAGUAGAGGACAUUAUUGAGACUGGUAGAACAAUGAAAGCAUUACUUUCAAAAAUAAAAGAUAACAAACCAAAGAUGGUAAAAGUUGUAAGCCUACUUGUUAAAAGGACAAGUCAAAGCCCAGGUUACAGACCAGACUAUAUAGGCUUUGAAAUUCCAGAUAAAUUUGUGGUCGGAUAUGCUCUUGAUUAUAAUGAAUACUUCAGAGAUCUAAACCACAUCUGCAUUCUGAAAGAGAAAGCCAAAGAGAAAUAUAGGAUCUGA